Silurus meridionalis is the source of this 518-nucleotide messenger RNA. RefSeq names its product reactive oxygen species modulator 1 (gene romo1). The transcript is spliced from 3 exons. The record is from RefSeq and is a predicted model, not a curated record. Gene Ontology annotation, cellular component: TIM23 mitochondrial import inner membrane translocase complex. Bases 175 to 414 code for a protein of 79 amino acids. Lineage: Eukaryota; Metazoa; Chordata; Actinopteri; Siluriformes; Siluridae. Gene Ontology annotation, biological process: protein import into mitochondrial matrix; protein insertion into mitochondrial inner membrane.
GGCGCUAAAAGGCUAUGUGCUCCGCUAACUGCUUCCGGUUACGUAAUGGCGUCUUUCUAAAAGGGCUAACAUUUACAACACGCAGUUGCACGAAGUGCGAGCUUCGAAUCGGUCUUAAAACGCUUCUUGAAAAUUCUUGAUCAUUUAUUUGGAAAAGACCUGCCCAGAGGACAGAUGCCUGUAGCUGUUGGGCCAUACGGACAGACACAGCCAAACUGUUUUGACAGGGUUAAAAUGGGCUUCAUGAUGGGCUUUGCGGUUGGAAUGGCAGCUGGCGCCAUGUUUGGAACCUUCUCCUGUCUACGAAUUGGGAUGAGAGGUCGUGAACUGAUGAGUGGAGUGGGAAAGACCAUGAUGCAAAGUGGGGGUACAUUUGGGACCUUCAUGGCCAUUGGCAUGGGCAUUCGCUGCUGACUGCACUGUUCACUUGAUUCUAAAUCUUUUUCAUAUAUUUGCAAUGCUAGAAAACAGUAUGUUCAUAAAAUUGUAAUUUUAAAGCAAUAAAGUUGUAAAACAAA